Tachysurus vachellii is the source of this 2583-nucleotide messenger RNA. RefSeq names its product peptidase inhibitor 16. The record is from RefSeq and is a predicted model, not a curated record. The transcript is spliced from 6 exons. Gene Ontology annotation, cellular component: extracellular region. Bases 254 to 979 code for a protein of 241 amino acids. Lineage: Eukaryota; Metazoa; Chordata; Actinopteri; Siluriformes; Bagridae.
UUACUGACAACGAGGAGGCACCGAAGCGUUCGUAUGUGAGCUGACUUGUGUAUGUGUGUGAAGAAAAUAUGUAACUUGACCUUGUGAGGGUUGAGCAAGUGUAACACAGGGUGGGAGUUCCAGGCAAAGGCGUUUAGAACCUCCUCUCUCUCUAAUACACACUCUCGUAAAGCCAUAAAAACCUUCUCAAACAUGCUUAGCUCACAUCUGGACUGACGAGCUUUCCUAAGAGGAGUACACUUGCUCUGUGAGGAUGAUUUGGAAAACAGCUUUGUACUAUGCACGAUUCGGACUCGUCCUGGCUUUAGUGUCCGGACAGCUCACUGAAGAACAGAAGAAGACGAUCUUGAAUUUACAUAACAUGUACCGCUCCAUCGUCAAUCCCCCAGCUGCUGAUAUGCUACGCAUGACGUGGGAUGAUGGACUAGCUUUGGUGGCAGCAGGUUACGCCGCUCAAUGCAUUUGGGAACACAACCCGGAUGUGAAGAACGAACUGGGAGAAAACCUCUUCAUCACCACCGGGACUCUAAACGUCAACAAAUCCAUAGAUAAGUGGUUUGAUGAACAAGAACAUUACAACUAUGAAAGCAACAUAUGCGAGGUAUGGAUAUGCGGACAUUACACGCAGGUAGUGUGGGCGAAGAGCAACAAUGUCGGCUGUGCAUCCCACCUCUGCGGGACGGUUAAGAAUUUAGCGUAUAAGAACUCGACAAUUCUGGUCUGCAACUAUUCCCCACCAGGGAAUGUUGUUGGAAGACGCCCGUAUGCUAAAGGAGCGCCAUGCUCCAAUUGUCCAGAGAAGGCGGUCGAAUGUAUAGAAAACCUCUGCACCCCCACCGACAAUACGACGGAUGAGUACUACAUGGGCACGCACCCGACAGAAACACCACUGACGAGAGCUGUGAGUUCAGCGGGAUUUACAAAACUCUCAGCGGCUACGCUGCUGCUCACUGCUCUGACGGUCACUUUUAUACUCUAAAUACUUGAAUACGAUCAUACGGCUAAAGCCGCCAAUCCUGACAUGUAAUCCUAAGACAUUUUUUAUUAACUGUGGAUGAAGUUCUUCAGAUGCUCUUGUUGCUUUGAUUUAUUACCACUAGACUUUCACCAUCGACAGCGUUCAUAUCAGAUGUUAGCGGCCGUUUCGAGAGCCGCUCCAGAUUAUAUUUAGCGAUCACAUUGCUCGUGCGUUUAUGUGAGGCACAGAUGUCAGGUCACGUGUAAAAGCUACACUAUGAGAGAUUGCUUUUUGUUGUCAUUAUUUAAAUAUUAUAAUUAUUAUCAUUAUAAGUUAAGGGAAAUCCUUUAACAGAAAAUCUGUCGAGUACAAACCUGGAAACAACUGAUGGAAGCUAGUUAGCUAACAGAGAACAUAAAGUAAAUAAAAUUACACGGAUGAGAAAACAAAUUAUUCAAAAGUAUAUAAAUAAACACAGGAAAAGACAAAAGAAGUCAGAGUUCUCCGCAUUCUCAUUUGUUUAGCAAGAUAUAACUUUAGAUCACAGCUAUUAGCCUCAGAAGCACAGAAAAAUAAACAUAACUCGUUUGUAAAAAUGUUUCAUAUAUCUGGUUAAAAUGAACCUGUAUAAUCUGAAGAAGUCUAACGCUCGAGCACUUAAGCCAAAGCUAAAGGAAAGUAGCUUUGCUCAUUUAUUUAGCAUUAAGUAAAUGUAUUUGAGGAAUUCUUUGACUACUUUGGCAGUGUUAUAAAUGCAUACUAUUGGUGUUGUUACUAUUUAGACAGUUUACUUGAAUAAAUAGAUCGUAUUAAUUGACGCUUUUAGUUGUUCAAAGCGGUUACAACAUGGUCAAAAACAUUAGCUUGCAAUACCAUGUUUGUACCACAGAGGGCAGACUUUAAUGCACAAGUUUAAAUAUAUAAAGUUUAUAUAUAAAGUUUAAAUUAUUUCAUUUGUUGUGUAGAGCAAAAUGUGUGAGUGGUGAUACGACAUGACUGAAUUGAAAAUAAUCAUGAAUUUGUUUUUAUAUUUAGUCUGAACUCUUACGUUAAUGCUCUAAUUUGUGAUCAAAUACAAACUGGAAAAGGAAACGAUUAUGAAAUCUUACAUCCUGGCAAAAUAACUGGAACUGAGUGAAGUAACUGGAGUGUGAUGAGUAAUAAAAGGACGUAUUGUGUAGUAUUACAUCAGCACUUUGUUAUAAAAUACACAAUCAUAUGAUUUCUUUUUCUUUAUUUAAAUCAUAAUCAUAUGAUUUCUUUUUUAUGAUUAUAUCAAACUACUAAACUUUUGAACAUCAUUUGCUGAUUAACAUGUUUCUUUAAACUCUAAAACUUUUUUAAAUUUUUUUUAUUACAUACAAUCAGGUGUAACAGGGUUCACUUCCAGGGUUGAUGGUUCGAUUCCCUUCUCUGAUAUCUAUCUAUUUGAUAUCGUAUGUUUAAGGGAGUCCAGCAGGGGGCGACAGAGUCUUAAUAACUGCUGAUAGAAAUAACUUGAGACCUCACAAACCCACCCACACACCACUUCUCUGUCUCAAGGCUAAUUAUUUACCUAUUCGAUGCAAUAUAAUUUUAUGCUACUUUAUAUUUUGUAAUAAACUACUUGUUAUUUUUACACACAA